Cucurbita pepo subsp. pepo (vegetable marrow) is the source of this 746-nucleotide messenger RNA. Its product is annotated as protein LIGHT-DEPENDENT SHORT HYPOCOTYLS 10. Lineage: Eukaryota; Viridiplantae; Streptophyta; Magnoliopsida; Cucurbitales; Cucurbitaceae. Gene Ontology annotation, biological process: mRNA transcription; response to light stimulus. The record is from RefSeq and is a predicted model, not a curated record. Gene Ontology annotation, cellular component: nucleus.
UAUGAUCUUCAUUUUCUUGUGCUCCUCCACUCCCACCUUGAGAGAUUGAUCAUAUUGUUGUUCUUCACGUAUGUCGACUAGUAAAGGCAACGACGUUGGAGAAGGAUCGUCAUCGAGUUCGUCUUCUCUAGUUAUCGUUGAUGAUAACAAUCAACAACAGCACCAACAACAACAGCUUGUUCCAGUGAGUCGUUAUGAGUCGCAAAAGAGGCGAGACUGGUACACUUUUGGGCAAUAUUUGAGAAAUCAACGCCCUCCCUUGGCAAUUUCGCAAUGUAAUUCAAGUCAUGUGUUGGAUUUCCUUCGUUAUCUCGACCAAUUUGGUAAGACAAAAGUUCACUUAAAUGGGUGUGGUUUUUUUGGACAACCUGAACCACCGGGACCUUGUACUUGCCCUCUUAAACAAGCUUGGGGUAGUCUUGAUGCUCUUAUUGGUCGACUUAGAGCUGCUUAUGAAGAAAAUGGAGGUUCUUCGGAGACUAAUCCAUUUGCAAGUGGUGCUAUAAGAAUUUAUCUACGAGAAAUAAGAGACUCCCAAUCAAAAGCAAGAGGAAUUCCAUAUAAGAAGAAGAAAAAGAAGAACCCAACAAAGACUGAUGAAGGGGCCUAAACAACUUCCCAAGGCUUUGGAUUAGUGAGCACUGCCGAGUUCAUUUGAAUUGAAGUUUAGCUGUUUUUCUUAGAACCGAAAGCAUUGUGUUUUAUUUGGUUCUAUAACUCGAAGCUCAACACAGACAGUUUCUGGA